CUUGUUUACUUCUCACCAGUAGUACCAAAUUUGUAGAUGGUUAUGUGUGAAUAGAUGGUGCCAGGGUUUAAAAUACUGCUGGGGAAAUUUGGCUGCAAAGACAAAACAGUGUAUAUGAUUGAUUAAAUCAGCAGCUUGGAAGCUGACGAAGAAUUGUUGUAUGCAAUGAACUGAGAAGGAUAUAGGAGGAAUAUUACCACUUGCCUGGAAGGACUGAAAUUAUCACAAAAAUUAGUCAGUUUGCUGCUCUCUGGACCAAACCUGAGACCUCUCAGACAUGAAGCAAGAAAUAGGGGCGUAUGGGACAUCACGACGCAGAAAAGGGGGCAAAUAUCCAUGCUCAAGCUGAAUUCGAACUACAGACCCCGUGUUUGAGUAGCCCAACACCGUAACAGGCUUUGAUCUGACAACAAAAAUAAUAUGUAAAUUAGUUACUUGGAUUUUGAAACUGAAACACGUAAUCCGAUAUGUUUCAGUUUUUUUGUUCGAACUAUUAAUUUACGCUUUUGUCGGUACUCGCUUCAGUGUGAAUCCCACAGCCUUUAUUUUAAUUAUAAUUUUUUGUUUCACUGCACAGUCGAUCAAUGACAGGUAAUGGGAGUAAUAGUCGACCGCCUGCUUCUCCCCCCAAUCUUAAAAAUAUUUAUUUUAAAAAUCAUUUAUUGCAUGUAAUAAUGUCUUUUAUGCAGGGAAGAAUAUUAAAAUUUACAUUUAAAGGAAAGAGAUGCAUGGGAUAAGGCAGAAGAAGGUGGUUUAGUCAAUUGCUAGAAGACGAAGCGAUGAAGACCUGGCUAUAAUCGUAAAAUGAAUACUUUUCGACUAUCGACCCUAAAAAAUUGAAAUACUGGGAGAAGGAGACGAUACAGAGGGUUUAGCUUGCUAGAUUAAUCAAUACAUAUGAACAGAUCGAUGUGGGAAAUCGCGUGUGAUAAAGGGAUGACGUAUUUUAAGAUUAUCGAUAUAAAGCGAAUUUCUUGUUUUACUGAUCGAUGUUGAUGUUAAACACAGUAAAAGGUUUACUUUGAUGAAUAGUGGUCGUAUGUGAUAAUUUAUAUGUAUUUAGAGGCGAGUGACGACACAGACUAAAUUAAAAUUUCAGUUAAACUAUGAAUUUUGGAAGAAAUAAAUUGUAAAUUAUGCUCAUAUACUUCUUUGUGUAGACUGCUAUAUUUUUUAUUACUACGCGGUUCAUCGAAAUGAAUUUCACAUCGGCAUUAAUUAUCUGGAUCUAAUGUUACCAUCUGUGAACCUACAUCUUAAAUAUAAGACUCAGAACUUCUAUGAUAAAGUUAAUUUGUUACGACGGGAGUUUUGUCUUAUGUUGCUGAAAAUCGUGAGGUAACCUAACAUUUCUUAACAGUUCGGUAGAUAAGCCAUGUUGUGUUGCAUGGCUACAAAUGUUGAUUGGACGAGUGACUUACGUAAAUUUCCGUUGUUGUUACUUGUUGGAAGGUUGCAUUAUGAAAUUUUUUAUGCAGAUUUCUCAACUUAAUGACGCUCGUUUAUCAGUUCAGAUUAUUUACAGUCGAAUGAGAAAUGACUGUGAUAAUGAUUAAUGAAUUGGUUAAGGUGGGAUAAUCGAUCAUGGCUUAUACAAAGUACGGAAUUUCAUUGCAGGUACAGAGGAAAAGUACGGGAAACCUAAUUCAGGGUAGUGGGUUGUAGAUCGACAUUUUAACCGGAAACAACAGAUUUGAUUCAGUAAUGCGACAUUCGGUGUGGAUGAGCAUGGUGAUGCACGGUGAAUUGAAGAGUGCGUUCGUGCCCUAUUUUAUACUAAUAUCCCACGCAGAGGAAUACCACAACAAACUUAAAAAGCCUGUGUUAUGGUCAAAAUUUUAUAUAGACAUAUUUACAGUACUGAUUAAAUGUGUUAGUGCUGAAACAACGUUCCUGUUAUCUGUGCUUUGGUUUCCUAAGAAAAUUGGUCCUUUAAAAUGGAGAUGCUUGAAAUAUGUAUCAAGUGUUUAGUGGAUGAGCAUUCUGUGAGGUGAUUCAGAGAAGCACGGCCAUCUGGAAACUAGGAGACAGCAAAGAAAGAUGUGGCAGUCAUAUCCAAAAUGAGUUCAUUAUCGGAAGACAGCUGGUAUGUGGCCUGUGCCAGAACAUUCCCCGGGUAACCCUCCUCACCACACUUGCUCAGAUGUCCAGCGACAGUGUGGAGAUGCGAGAGAUGGCAGCUCGUAUAUGUCGCGAUUAUCUUCGUGGCUCAUGGAGGAAGAUCACAGCGAGGAACAUUGUUCUCAAACGCAUCAGUGGCGGACUGAGCAAUUGGCUGUAUCACGUCUCCCUUCCUGAGUCACACCCCCCAAAAUCAUCAGAGCCAUCUCAGGUGCUGCUGAGGCUCUAUGGGCAGGUGCAUGGCGCAGAGAGGGCUUUAGAAGGCCUGAUCACAGAAUCUGUUAUUUUCACUCUGCUCUCAGAAAGGCAGCUUGGCCCUAAAUUACACGGAGUUUUCCCUGGUGGACGUAUUGAGGAAUAUAUUCCAGCUCGUCCUUUGAAGACCAAGGAACUCGGUGAUAAUCAGCUCAGUGUCUUGAUCGCAGAGAAGAUGGCAAACAUCCAUCAGAUGAAUGUCCCCAUCAGUAAGGAACCACGGUGGCUAUGGGACACUCUUAAUGGAUGGCUGAAGAAUGUGCAAGCAAAUUUGGAGGACCCGGGUAUAGUGGAGUCUGAAAAUGAAACCAUGGUGCACAAACUUAAAAUGUACAAUUUACCUUCGGAGAUAGAAUGGCUCAGGGAGUACCUUGGAAGUGUCUCGUCGCCAGUAAUGUUCUGUCACAAUGACAUGCAAGAGGGCAACAUUUUGCUCUACUGUGGUACUAUGACUGAUAAAGAAGCCCUGCAGAAUCCUCAGCUGGUACUUAUCGACUUUGAGUAUUGUUCCUACAACUACAGAGGAUUUGACCUAGCCAACCACUUUUUGGAGUGGACGUAUGACUACACAAACAGUGCAUACCCCUACUUCACUGUGAACAAGAACAACUAUCCAACGCGGGAACAACAGCUUCUGUUUGUGCAUACUUACUUCCAUAAUAUGGGUUGCCGGGGCGAGCAGUCGACGGAGAGGGAUGAGGAGGCACUGCUGUGUGAAGUACAAGCGUUCUGUCUUGCCUCUCAUUUUUUCUGGGGUCUGUGGAGUGCAGUGAAUGCAAAGCUUUCUCAAAUUCCCUUUGGCUAUUGUGAAUAUGCAAUUGAAAGGCUUGAGUCUUAUUUUGAGCUCAAGAAUAAGAUUCUGAAUACUGCUGUCAUCUCACCUGGAGCAGAAACAAGAGUGAAGAGGAAGCUGCAAGAGUUGGAAAGUUAAAUAUGCCCUUAAUUCUGUUGUGGUGUUAUUGAUUGAAGUACAGUGACAUUCUAAGAUAAGAUUCUUGCAUAAUGAGAAAAUGGUGGCAUAAUAGCUCAGGCAUUGCUUAAAGUAGGGAUGGGGCCUUCUAGGACAUGUGGUCCAAUCCAACAGGUCCAAUAAAUUUAAUGUCCAAAGGAGGAAAUUUUCCAGCCAUUACUUCAAUCCAUUGACACAAAAGGUCCAAAACUGAGUAAGGGUUAGACAAGAGGGUACUUACUUUCAAGUAUAAAUGCUAUACUAAUAAAUUAGUGAAUGAAAUUACUAUGAUUUAUUUAGGCAUGAAAUUUAUUUGCAGUAAAAAUAUGAGAAAAAUAAAUAUUUUGGAGAAAGUUAAAUGUCAGAUUAAAUUUUGUGCAACAAUGGGAACAGGCCAUUAUUGGAACGUGAGCAGCAAUGACCUGAGUGAAUUGUUGUGCAACAGUGCGAAUUGGUCAUUUUUGGAACACGUUGUUUCCAACCUGUAACAUUUAAGGAACAGGACUUCAAAUUUAUUCAUACAGCCUCAUAGCCAGAUUUUGUUUGCAUUAUUAUAAAGUGCAGAGAGUAUUAUAAAUUAAAUGUUUGCCUAUUCACUGCACGUUUUAACCUAGAAUCUCCGAAUGAAAUAUAGGCUAUUAAUGAUGAAUCAAUAUUCUUGUAUGCUGAAGUUUUUAAAGUAUCUGACCAGCAGUUUAGUUUACAUUCCUUUUCUGUUUUAAUCAGGAUUACUAAAUUCUUUGGCUAUGUCCAUUGUCUGUUUUUUAAAACGAACGAUACAUUUCGGAAGCUGGAUCUGCUUCCGUCCUAAGGUUAAAAAGGGGGUAGGGGAACCUACCGAGAGCUAACCCCAAUCACUGGACCAGUUAUUGAGGUUAACUCUUUCUGCCAAAUCCAGCUGAGGACAGAAGACGACCCAGCUUCUGAAAUGUAGCGUUCUUUUUAAAAACACGAUGGACAUAGUCCAAGAAUUUAGUGAUCUCGAUUGUAACACACCAUCGACAGUACCCUUUAAAAUUGACUUUUCUGCUUUGUUUAUUCUUUGAAAUGCUGGAAAAUAGAUGGAAUUGGAGUGGCAGAAUUUUGUUAACUCACUGUACCAUAGUUGCAGAAUGAUGUAACCUCUGUUAAUAAGAUCAGGCCCCCUUUUAGCUGACGGCUGUAUAACAAAAUGCAGAAGUGGUCAGCAUUUUCACAGCUGGUUCAGUAAUGCAGGCCAUUCUUCUUUUAGAACUGCAGAUUUUAAGUUCUCACAUCAGUGAAGAUGAUGAUGCAGUUCUGGUUGUGAUGUGGCGUAGACUGAUUGGUAGAUACCAACAUUCUGGGGAGACAUGCUGUCUUUAUGUUCAACCCUGAAGUUGCAGACAGUAUGGUUCUCUGAACUGGUGUCCACUUUAAAUUGCACACACUGUCCCAACCCAGAACAUUAUAUUCUUAGAAUUCUUUAUCUGGACACUGAUAAAUAAUCGUUGUUAUGGAAUGAGGUAUGUGAAUGGCUGGGAAUAAAUAUAAAGAGGAAAAGUGGCUCAACCCAUGUACAUUUAUAGGUGUGUUGUGCCACUUUGAUGCUGAGAGCCAUAUUUUAAGCUCAGCAUUAUAUUGAUCAUGUUAUAAUUGCUUCACAGGGAAAAGCCAGAGUAAACACUGUGUGAGGUAUCGGCCAAAUCACUGGUUUGCAUGGAUCAAUUAGAGGCAUUAGAAAUAUGACUACAUUUUAAAUAACAACAGAUAAGACUUCAAACUUAAUCAGGCAUGGAACCCCUCCAUCAAAAUAUUACAAACCAAUUA
Molecule: messenger RNA, 5113 nt
Organism: Zootermopsis nevadensis
Lineage: Eukaryota; Metazoa; Arthropoda; Insecta; Blattodea; Termopsidae
Source: RefSeq, a predicted model, not a curated record